Thalassophryne amazonica is the source of this 5947-nucleotide messenger RNA. RefSeq names its product alsin Rho guanine nucleotide exchange factor ALS2 b (gene als2b). The record is from RefSeq and is a predicted model, not a curated record. Bases 263 to 5350 code for a protein of 1695 amino acids. The transcript is spliced from 34 exons. NCBI's taxonomy places the organism in Eukaryota, Metazoa, Chordata, Actinopteri, Batrachoidiformes, Batrachoididae.
AGAAGAAGACGCAGGGCCGGUUGUUGCUGUUAGCAAUGGAGCUGCCUGUUAGCGCAGUGAUGCUUCUGUUUAUUAGACGAUCUUUGGGUUUAGCUGUGACCGUGUCAACAAUAUUUAGGACAUAACGAACAAACAGCCGCUGACAUACUUAUUAAUUUAACGGACCGGUGUGUCUGACUUUACGCUCUGCUUAGUAGGGCCACCUGCAACAGCAGCAUCAUCAGAACAUGACAUGCUGGUGACAGAGAAAUAAAUCCAUCUGAUGGAAGCCCAGAGGAGGAGCUCUGGGGAUGACAGCAGUGGACAACGAGGUCUUCUUCACACAUGGAAGGGCUACUCUUGCAGUGUCACUCCAGAGAGGUUGUUUCUGCCUCAGCCUGUAUGUCAGGUUUCCCUCGGCAGUCGGCAUGGACUUCUUCUUGUUGAAGGAGGACAAGUGUACAGCUUUGGAGAGUUACCAUGGAAACAAAGUCAAGUACUCAAGGUGGAGAAACCCAUCCUGGAGAGUGUACUGAGCGGCCAACAGGUGGUCACUGUGGCAGCUGGAAGCUUCUAUAAUGGAGCAGUGACUGUGGAUGGUGGGAUCCACAUGUGGGGGGACAAUGGUGCAGGGCAGUGUGGUCUGUCAGGCCUCAGUACCAUCCCCAACCCAACUCCAGUCACUUUGGUGGAGCCCAAUACCAGCCCUCCACAGAGAGUCCCGGUUUUGGAGCUUGCCUGUGGGGAACACCACACCCUCGCACUUUCUGUAAAGCGGGAGGUUUGGGCCUGGGGCAGUGGUUGCCAGCUUGGACUUAAUGUCACAAGCUUUCCCAUCUCUAAGCCACAAAAAGUUGAACACUUGGCUGGCAGGUAUGUUCUUCAGCUGUCCUGCGGAGCUUCGCAUAGCCUGGCACUGGUGCGAUGUCUCGGUCCUCAGGAUGUCCACCAGCCCCCAGCAGACAAAUGUGGACAGUGUAACCAGCUGCUCUAUACAAUGACAGAUAAAGAGGACCAUGUCAUAAUUUCUGACAAUCACUACUGCCCCUUUGGUGUGGAGCUGACUGAAGACGAUGGCAAGAUGGAAGUCCCUGCCCCUACUCAGUGUCUAGCAACAUCACCAUCAGAGCCACCUCUCUCAUCCAAUCUCUCCACUGCAGCUGUCUCAGCACCAUCCACAGUAGACUCCACACCAAAAGAUGGUGAUCCAUCGUCUGAACCUACUUGCUCCCAGAGCAUGGAGAAAGAGGAGUCUUCCUUGGCUAAUAGUGAUCUAACUGCCACAGAUUCUGACCUCUCAGUUCAGUCCAGAAGUAGUUGCAGUACAGUUGCUGGGGUCAGAGGUUCACCAUAUCCAGAUGAACGUGCUGUCAAUGACUAUCUGAAAAGACUGACAGACCACACUCAAGCAGUGCAGACAGCUAAAGCUAAGGCUGGAGGACUGCACACUCUGCUGCCCUCAGCAAACACUGUCACCUCCACUGCCUCUACAAAUCCUAGUUCCACACUCAACAGCCUGGUGACCUCCUGCGCAUCAGUCGUGGGUGAGCGUGUCACCUCUACCUAUGAAGCGUUAUCGCUUAAAAAGAUGAUGAGCUUUUAUCUGCCUUCGGGUGGAUCAGGGUCUGAAGGGAUUGUGGGGGGUGUCCCGGCGGUGUGUGAGGGAACCACAGAACGCAUCCGUCAGGAGGACUCCAUGCAUGGCAAGAAGAGCUCCAGCACAGGUGACAUCCGUGAAGAGGAUGUUGAAGGCCCUGGGCGCCGCCUGUCCCUUCCUGGACUCUUCUCACAGGGUAGAUACGCUGUUCACCUCUUAUCCUCCUCUUAUAGUCUGCUGAUGUCUCCACGACUGCUGCGAAAAGCUGGUUAUCCAAAGGUGCGCACCGUUGCCCUCGGCCUGUUGCAAGGGGUGGUUCCUGAGGCCCAGGAGGUGUUUCCCACCCUGCAGACAGAAGUCUGGAGUUGGGGCCAUGGUGGGCACGGACAGCUGGGCCAUGGAGACAACCUGGCCAGAUUGCAGCCGGUGUGCAUCAAGAGCUUGAACAGUCAGGAGGUGGUGCGUGUGGCAGCUGGUGCUCACCAUUCACUCGCUGUGACAGCACAAUCUGAGGUGUUCUCAUGGGGCAGUAACAGCGCUGGUCAGCUUGGACACAUGGAGUCACCGAGCACUGUCCCCCGCAUGGCAAAGCUGUCAGAGGGGAUUCGCGUUUGGGACGUAGCUGCUGGAGAGAGACACACUUUGCUGCUUGCUGACGGAGACUGCAUCCAGCCAAUCAUAUAUUACAGUGGAGAGCAGGCCAGGAAUGGAGCAGAGGAGAGCGACGCCAAGGAGAGGAGCCAGCAGGAUGAGGAAGAAGAACAGGCCGCCGGCUGCACUCAGCAGCCUGUACUGCUUCCCUUCUGCAUGAAUCUGGGUUAUGUGAGCAGUGUGUUUGCGGGCGGUCAGCAGUGUGUGGCCAUGUCAGACCAAAACGUGAUGGGCUUCAUCGCCAGCCUACAUGAGCUGGCUGCAGCUGAGAGGAAGUUUUACUGUAAGCUGUGUAAUAUCAAGACACAGAUAUUAUGCCCUCUUCUGGAGCUGGAAUCUCUGAGCUCACUUCUCGGACAGGUGACCUUUGGCCUCCUCCAGUCACUGACGAGCCAGUUCAGUCUUCUAUGCCACCUGACUGGGCAGCAUGCUGCCAGCCUCACCACCAACCUUGGACACAGCCGUGAUGUUAAGGGCCUGCUAAUCCUCGACUGGACCAGCAUUUUUCUGGAAGCUUAUCAAGAGUACUGCAGCUGUGUGGGCAAUUUUCAUGUGAUGGGAGGUUUCCAGAUUUUGACUAAGCCCUCACUAGAUGUCUUUGGAAAGAGUCCUGAUUUACUCCAGAAACUGACUGAAAGUAAUGAAGAGAACCCUGUCAUUGCUGACCUUUUGGUGGUGCUCUUCAACCUCCCAUCACACCAUCUCCACGAAUAUGGCCAGGUGUUACUGAAACUGGCUACCUGUUUCGAAGUGAGUUCCAGUAAUUACCAGAAGCUGCAGGACAGCUGUUCCAGGUUUGAAACUUUGGCCCUUCAGCUGAAGAGAAAACAAAAGGAUGCAGAGUACACGGUGCAGUUUUGGAAGAGCUUCCCCGGCAAAAUGACUGAUUCUCUGAGAAAACCAUAUCGUCGACUGAUCUGUGAGAGCAGCAACAAGUCACUGACCCUACAGAAUGCUGGAAGGUUUUCUGUCAACUGGUUCAUCCUCUUCAAUGAUGCUUUAGUGCAUGCACAGUUCUCUACCCACCAUGUCUUCCCACUGGCCACACUGUGGGUGGAACCAGUUCCAGAAGAAAACACAGGCCUAUAUGGCUUGAAGGUGAUGACACCAGAGGAAACCUUUACUUUGCUGGCUUGUUCUUCCAUGGAGAAGGCCAAAUGGCUGCGGUCAAUUAACCAGGCAGUAGACCAGGUCCUGAGCACAGCAAGGCAGGACACAGCAUCAAUUAGCUCUGGGACUGCACAAAAAUUGGAGCCUCCCAUCUCCAGAACUGCCACUUACACGUUUUAUAAAGAUGGCCGCCUCAAAGAUGCAACCUAUGAAGGCCGCUGGUUGGCUGGCAAACCCAAUGGCAGGGGAGUGUUGAAGUGGAGUGAUGGGAGAAUAUACACAGGGAUGUUUAAAAAUGGACUCGAGGAUGGUUUUGGUGAAUAUGUAGCUCCCAAUAAAACGCUGAACAAGAGUGAUCAUUAUGAAGGCCACUGGAAAGAAGGAAAGAUGCAUGGUCGGGGGAUGUACAGGUAUGCUAGUGGUGAGGUGUAUGAGGGAUCCUUCCAGGAUGGAGUGCGACACGGCCACGGCAUGUUGCGCAGUGGCAAGCUGAACACCUCAUCCCCCAGCGUCUUCAUUGGCCAGUGGCUCAAUGACAAGAAGACUGGCUAUGGGGUCUUUGACGAUAUUACAAAAGGGGAGAAGUACAUGGGGAUGUGGCAGGACCACUUGCGGCAGGGCACAGGGGUUGUCGUCACCCAGUUUGGCCUUUACUACGAAGGAGCUUUCAAAGACAAUAAGAUGAUGGGCACUGGGGUCCUGCUGUCAGAGGAUGAUACAAUGUACGAGGGGGAAUUCUGUGAUGACUGGACCCUCAACGGGAAGGGGGUGCUGACCAUGCCGAAUGGAGACUACCUGGAGGGCGCAUUCAGCGGCGAGUGGGGCGCUGGCCUCAAAGUGACAGGUUCCUACUACAAACCACACCUCUUUGACACAGACAAGGACAAAAGCCAUACUGUGAAGCUGGGGCGUCUGUGUGUGUGCGCAGACAAUAAGUGGCAGGCAGUUUUUGACGAGUGCUGGAGUGAGCUGGGCUGCAGUGGAGUGGGUCAAGGAGAGCACUGGAAAGCUUGGGAGAACAUUGCUGUUGCUCUCACCACCAGCCGGCGACACAUCCAGGACAGCAGAACCCUCGAGAGUCUGGAGGUCAUCCCACAGCAUACUAGACCCAUUACCAUUGAGAGAUACCACACCAUCCGCCUCUACCUCAUCAAGGCAUGUGACACCUCCCUCCACCCACUGGGGCGCCUGGUGGAAUCCCUUGUGGCUGUGUACAGAAUGACGUAUGUGGGAGUCGGUGCGAACCGUCGACUUCUGCCUCAGGCUGUGAACGAGAUCAAGUCUUACCUCAGCCGCAUCUUCCAAAUUGUUAGGUUUCUGUUUCCUGAUCUACCAGAAGAGGGAGGGCUGAUUCCGGAGCCUUCCUCAAACCUGCCAGCUAAGAACGAGGUUAGAUCCACAGAUAUGCUGAUGGAGUCACCCAAACCUUGCUGUGUGGUGAGCAGCUUGGCCCUACUGCUCCCUGUGCUCCUGCCUCGCCUCUACCCGCCUCUCUUCACCCUCUAUGCUUUGGAAAAGGAGCGAGAGGAUGACAUCUACUGGGAGUGUGUCAUUCGACUCAACAAGCAGGCUGACCUGGCCCUGCUCGCCUUCCUGGGUGUCCAGCAAAAGUUUUGGCCUCAUCCAGUCCCCGUAUCUGCACCAGCAUUGGCAGAACACCCGCAGAUCCUGUCCUGCGCCAAAGAUGCCUGCUUUGCUUCUGCAGUGGAAACACUACAGCAGAUCAGCACAACGUUUACCCCUUCAGACAAGCUCCAUGUGAUCCAGCUGACAUUUGAGGAGAUCACUCAGGAAGUGCAGUCUCUGAUGAAGCAGGACUUCCUGUGGUCCAUGGACGACCUCUUCCCUGUUUUCCUUUACGUGGUUUUGCGAGCUCGAAUCAGGAAUCUAGGGUCAGAGGUCAGUCUCAUCGAGGACCUGAUGGACCCAUGCAUUCAGAAUGGCGAGCAGGGAAUCAUGUUUACAACUCUGAAGGCUUGUUACUAUCAGAUCCAGCAUGAGAACAUCACUUAGAGCCUCUUUCUCAGUGGUCUGCACCUUCCUGCCCCCUUCACCAUCCCACAGCCAGUCCCAGGGCCAGCUUCUGCAAGGCUUUGACAUGAUGGAUGUUCACAACAGCCAAUGAGAGAAGGAGCAGGAUCACACAAGCAGGUUGCCAAAUAACCGGUAGCUCUAUCUGCUGCUGCUGUUGAGACGGGGCCGCCUUCCCCCAGCGUGACACACAAAACACACACACACACCACGCAGAGCUUUGGAACCCUGCCAGCUAGAUAAAGUUACACACGUGACUUUCUGGAAUUAAACCUUUUCAAAUUGCUCCACUGCAGGAGAAUGGAGCACAUUUGGGGACGUUUGUGGGAGCUGAUCUGAAGGAACCUGAACCAUGAGGAAAUCUUGAUGUGGACAUGAGGAAAAUGAAGGAAUAUCCCAGCAUCACUGGCCUGAUUGAUUUUAUUUGAAGACAGACUCUUCUUGGUGCCAGUGGAAUUGGACUCUCUGUCCUCUUGGCAUCAGUCAGAUUUCCUCUUUGUGAAGAAGCCGUUUGCUGACAUUCCCUCACUGGAAACGUGAUGUUUAGUCAAACAUAUGAUGUUAGCUUCUUUAUUAUUU